AUGGUGCUCUCGGAAACACAACCAAAUCUAAAGAAGUCUUCUUCACAAACCGAUAAGACCAUGAAGCUUUUCUCCGUCUUCACCUUCGCCGUCGUCUCCGCCUACCCCACCAACGAUACCCAGACCGAGCAAGUCUCCGACCAAGUUCCCCAGGUCACGAACCAGGUUCCUCAGGUCUCCGACCAAGUCGCUCAGGAAACCAACCAGACCGCUCAGGUUUCCGACCAAUACGCCCAGGUGUCCAACCAGCUCCCACAAGUCUCUGACCAGCUUCCUCAGGUCUCCGACCAGGUCGCUCAGGAAACCAACCAGACUGCUCAGGUCUCCAACCAACUCCCACAAGUCUCCGACCAGGUCCCACAAGUCUCUGACCAAUACCCCCAGGACGACACUCAAGUUCCACAAAACUCCACUCAAAUCGAGCAGAUCUCCAACCAGUUCCCACAAACUUCCGACCAGGUCCCCCAAGUCUCCGAUCAACUCCCCAAGACGACAACCAAGUUCCCCAGAACUCCACUCAAAUUGAACAAAUCUCCAACCAGGCUCCACAAGUCUCCGACCAAGUCCCCCAGGGAUAUUAAAAAUCCUUCUUCAAAAAAUCUGAAAUUUGACAGCUCUGUCCCCAAAGAAAUGAUAAUUUACUUUCACGUUCUGUACACGAGUUCUCAAGUCAGCAACAAUAAACAACAAAAUAAUCUUUCCAUAAUUUCGUCUCUCUCUGUUUUUAUUCAAAACUAA
Molecule: messenger RNA, 738 nt
Organism: Oikopleura dioica
Lineage: Eukaryota; Metazoa; Chordata; Appendicularia; Copelata; Oikopleuridae
Source: the annotation of a GenBank genome assembly